AUGGAGACAAAAAAAUCAAUGUUUCUUUGCAUACUAGUUUCUUUUAUUUUUAUCUGUUGUUGUUAUGUUUCAUCUGUUACGGCUGCUCUCUCUUUUGACUUUUAUGCUGCUUCUUGUCCGAAUGCUGAAUUGAUGAUAAGAAAUACAGUUAGUUCAGCUUCUUCUAAUGAUCCUUCUGUUCCGGGGAAGCUCCUUCGCUUGGUUUUCCAUGAUUGUUUUGUAGAGGGAUGUGAUGCAUCUUUGAUGCUACAAGGGAACAAUACAGAACAAAGUGAUCCAGCAAACAGGUCUGUUGGAGGAUUUUCUGUUAUAGAAUCAGCAAAAAGACUUCUCGAGAUCUUCUGCCCUGGAACUGUUUCUUGUGCAGACAUAAUUGCUUUAGCAGCCAGAGACGCAGUCGAAAUUGCCGGAGGACCAAGGGUUCAGAUUCCGACAGGUAGAAGAGAUGGAAUGGUUUCACUUGCUUCAAAUGUUAGACCAAACAUUAUCGACACUAGUUUUACUAUGGAUGAGAUGGUCAAGCUCUUUGCCAAUAAAGGAUUGUCCUUACUCGAUCUCGUCAUUCUUUCAGGAGCUCAUACAAUAGGAUCAGCUCAUUGCAACACAUUCAGGUCGCGGUUCCAACAAGACUCCAAUGGAACUCUUAGGCUCAUUGACCAAACCAUUGACACUAAUUAUGCAGACGAGCUAAUGAAACAGUGUCCGGUAACUGCACAACCAUCCGUGACAGUGAACAAUGAUCCUGAAACAUCUAUGCUGUUUGACAACCAGUACUACAGAAAUCUUCUAGCUCACAGAGUUCUGUUCCCGUCUGAUUCGGUUUUGAUGAGCAACGUUAACACGAAGAAAAUGGUGGAGGAUUUUGCAAAUGAUCAACAACUUUUCUUUGUCAAUUGGGGCGCUGCGUUCGUGAAGCUAACUAGUGUUGGCGCUAAGACUGACGAGGAUGGCGAAAUUCGUAGUUCUUGUACAGCAACUAAUGUAUAA
Messenger RNA from Vicia faba (fava bean), 987 nucleotides. Lineage: Eukaryota; Viridiplantae; Streptophyta; Magnoliopsida; Fabales; Fabaceae. The record is from the annotation of a GenBank genome assembly.